Molecule: messenger RNA, 5348 nt
Organism: Toxotes jaculatrix (banded archerfish)
Lineage: Eukaryota; Metazoa; Chordata; Actinopteri; Toxotidae
Gene: mical1
Product: microtubule associated monooxygenase, calponin and LIM domain containing 1
Exons: 25
Coding region: 300-4151 (1283 amino acids)
Molecular function (GO): FAD binding; protein binding
Source: RefSeq, a predicted model, not a curated record
CUGUACUCGUGCAGUAGGGGCGCGAGGCACAGGUGAGUCAGAGCGACUCUUUACCUGUAAACAAAAGGGGGAAGAACAUGGAAACGACACCCGGCAUACAGGUUCACGGAUCCCCGCUUCGAGCAUGAUUUCAGAGCCGUGUGUCCCUUUCCAAAACCUGGCAGGCGGGGGAUCAGUGUUUGAUCCAACAUCCUGAUACACUCGGCGUUGCCAGACGCACUGCGCAGAGCUUACACAUGUAAUAAGUGAACUAAGAAACCCAGUGAGCAAAGGACCCAGUCCACCAGUCAUCCUCCAAGAUGGCGAGCCAGGACCCUGUCAAUCCCUCACAUGCCGCAUUUGACCUCUUUGUCCAAGCCCAGAGCUGUGAGGAUGCAAAGCACCACUUUGCUAAGCUCUGUCGGGAACUGGACAUCAAUCCUAAGGAUUUCAGGACCUUCUACAUCAAGUUAAAGGAAAGACUGAACUACUGGAAGGCCAAAACUUUGUGGACAAAGCUGGACAAAAGGGCAUCUCACCCAGAUUACCAGCAAGGAAAGGCCUGUUCCAAAAACAAGUGUCUCGUGUUGGGUGCUGGACCAUGUGGGCUGAGGACAGCCAUCGAACUGGCCCUGCUGGGGGCUCAGGUGGUGGUGUUGGAGAAGAGAGAGGCCUUUACCAGGAACAAUGUUCUCCACCUGUGGCCCUUCACCAUCUAUGACCUCCGUGGGCUCGGAGCCAAGAAGUUCUACGGCAAAUUCUGCACCGGCUCUCUGGAUCACAUCAGCAUUCGCCAGCUGCAGUUGGUGUUAUUGAAAGUGUCCCUCCUCCUCGGGGUAGAGGUGCACACUGGAGUGGAGUUCCAGGGCUUGAUUGAGCCCUCGGGAGAAAACGGUUGGAUGGCCAAGCUGCAGCCCGGGUCUCAUCCUGCCGCCGCCUUCCAGUUUGAUGUCUUCAUCUCCGCUGGAGGAGGCAGGUUUGUCCCUGACGGUUUUAAGCACAAGGAGCUGAGAGGCAAGCUGGCCAUCGGCAUUACAGCCAACUUCGUUAACAGAAACACGGCUGCUGAGGCCCAGGUGGCAGAGAUCAGUGGUGUGGCGCGCAUCUACAACCAGAAGUUCUUCCAAGAGCUGCUCACGGAGACAGGUAUUGAUCUGGAGAAUAUUGUCUACUACAAAGACGACACCCACUACUUUGUCAUGACUGCCAAGAAGAAGAGCUUGCUGAAGAAGGGGGUCAUUAAACAGGACUACGGCGAUGCAGAGGAGCUACUGGCCCCAGCAAAUGUGGAUCGCGAGGCUUUGUACCGCUAUGCCCACGAUGCCGCCAACUUCUCCACGGGCGGCAAACUGCCUGAACUCCAGUUUGCUCUGAGCCAGACUGGCCAGCCAGAUGUGGCCAUGUUCGACUUCACCUGCAUGCACCGUGCUGAGAACGCCUCACUUGUCAGGGAGAGGAAGGGGAAGAAACUGCUGAUGGCUCUUGUUGGUGAUUGCCUGGUGGAGCCUUUCUGGCCUCUGGGCACAGGCAUAGCCCGUGGGUUUCUAGCUUCUUUUGACACAGCGUGGAUGGUGAGGAGCUGGGGCACGGGGGUCCCACCUCUCAAGGUCCUGGCUGAGCGGGAGAGUAUCUACCAGCUGCUGUCCCAGACCACACCAGAAAACACCAGCAAAAACUACGCUGGUUACAGCAUCGACCCCAAAACACGGUACCAGAGAGUCAACCUGUCGUCCAUCCACGCCAACCAGGUGCAGCACCUGUAUGAUGUUGAUAAAUCCCGCCCGUCGAGCAAGAAACAGAAGGACAAGUGGUCUCACAUGCGUCAAGAUUCAGUCAGUGGUUUUGAAGAGCUGUUGAAAUGGUGCCAGAAUCGCACCGCGGGUUAUGCCAACGUGAACGUAAAAGAUUUUACCCAGUCCUGGAGGUCCGGGCUGGCCCUGUGCGCUCUGAUCCACCACUUCAGACCUCAGCUCAUUGACAUGGACUCCCUGGAUGAGUCCAGUCCUGUUCAUAACAACCAACUGGCCUUCAGCAUCUUGGAGAAGGAGCUGGGCAUCCCACCCGUCAUGUCUGCCAGCGAUCUGGCCAACAGUGGUCAGAUAGACAAGUUAUCCUUGGUUCUCUAUCUCACCCAGGUCCAGAAGGCUUUCACUGUGCCAGCAAAAGACCCUGAAGGCUUCCUGCCAUCGUCCAAGCCUCUGACUUUCUCCCAGACACAGUCAGCUGUCUUUUUCCUGAACAAGCUGAAGCACAACUCUCUGCAAAGACGCAAGGAACAGCUGGCAGCAGAGAAACGAGCAAGAGAAGGAGAGAUAAGGAUGGGAGAUGAGGACAGUACGGUGGUGCCUCCGGUGUCCCCUGAGCUCAGCCCUGCACCUGAUCCUGAUCCUGAUCCUGCUCCUGAGCCUGAGAGUGAACCUGUUACCGGUUUGCCGAUGACCAACAGCGAGGAGUGCUACUUCUGUGGUCAAAGGGUCUACGCGGUGGAGCGCAUCAGUGCUGAGGGCAAGUUCUUCCAUCGGAGCUGCUUCACCUGCCACCAGUGCGGCAUCACACUCAGACUGGGGGGAUACACCUUUGACCAGACCACAGGGAGAUUUUACUGUGAGCUCCACUCUGAAGAGCUGGAGCUGGGAAACGGGGCUGAAACAUCUUGUAAGGACAUAGACAUAGACAUUCACAAAGGGACAAGCGAAGAGAACGGGGUUUCCAGUGACAAUUAUACGUCUCCAUCGGACGAGGACUAUGACCACACUUUGGACUGUGGUCCCUCUUUACAAACAAGGUCACGUAGCCCUGAUGGACAGGACCAGCACAUACUUGAAUCCGAAAAAGAGUCACAAGAACCACAUACGUCAGAAACUCCCACAGAUCCUCCGUCUAAAACUGAGGUGGCAGGUCCCACUGAGGAGGAGUUAGACGAGCUUUCACCCACAAGACCCUGCCCUGUCCCCAAGCCCCGCCUCUCCCGUCAGACCACACCCAGCCCUCAGCCCUCCCCUCCAAUAGCAAAGCCUCGCACAAUCCAUCUUUUUAACCCCUCAACUCCAGAGAGGUCAUCUCCCACCCCUGCAAAAGAGAUCUCUAAGGCAGCACCUGACUCCCGUCCGAAGCAGUCGCUGCGGAAGCUUCAGCUGACCGACGAGGAGAAAAGCCAACUGGUUAAUCUUCAAAGUUUCAGUGCCGACUCGGACUCUGAGACCCCCGGUGGAUCCUCAUCCUGCUCCUCUUCCUCAGCAACAGCAGGAGGCCCCAGCCCUCCCAAACCAGAGGGCCUGGAUGGGCAAGAAGAGGAGGGCUACUGGAGUGGCAGCACCGCCAGUCAUGUCCGGGAGAGGAGGAAUCGUCGCUGCUUCAGGAGAAAAGAGAUGCCAAGCGGGCAGACCAGAGUCAGGUCCAAGUUUUCCCCCUGGAAUCUCUCCUCCCCGAGGAUCAACAGAGACACCCGGCUCAGUGUCCUCAUUAAUCAUCCAGGGAGAGUGGAAACAACAUUCAGACACGCUCACAGUGCCUCAGAGGAGGGCGCUGACGGAGAUGAUGACGACGACGAUGACGACGAUGAGAUGUUCGAGCGGGAUGAUAUCGACUUGUACGAUGAGAAAUUUCAGACAGUGCCAUCAGACCCUGUCGAGGCUGAGAAGCUGGAGCUGAUGAAGAUGAGGACGCUGGAGCGACGAGCUAAGAUGAGUGAAUUGCAGAGAUUGCGCAAAGCACAGUCCAUCCAGAGGAGACUGGAGGAGAUUGAGGUGACCUUCAAGGAGCUGGAGGAGAAAGGUGUAGAGCUGGAGCGAACUCUCCGAGGAGAGGCUGGCAGCAGCGGUUCUCCUGAUAUGAUUGAGCAGUGGAUCCAACUCGUCCACGAGAAGAACGCGUUGGUUUCUGAGGAGUCUGACCUCAUGGUGGCGUCUCGACAGCUCGAACUCGAAGACAAGCAGAGCAUGUUGGAGCUGGAGCUCAGGAAAUACAUGGAGAUGAAUGACAAAACAGCAGAGCAGCAGGCGGAAGAAGAGCGCGUCCUGCAGCAGAUGAUCGAGGUGGUGGACAUGAGAGACUCGCUGGUGUCGUUUCUGGAAGAGAAGAGGCAGAAGGAGAUAAGCGAGGAGCAAGAGGCCUUCUCCAUUAUGGAGGCCAAACGCCACUCGAAGGCAGGAGCUCAGGUUCACUGGGCAUAAGGCUUUCACACGCACACACACACACAUACACACACACCUGCACACACAUACACACAUACUCAGCAUGAACCUGUAUGUACCGCACAGUAGAUUCUCUCACAUCUACUGUAUGUGGGGACUUGCCGCUUACAGACUUGGAACCUGAAACUUUUGCAAAGCCAAAGAUGAUACAGCGUCGUUGUGGAGGGUAACCCACCACAAGCAGGUCUCUCAGCGAUUAGGAUAAAGAAUGAGAGUCAGGAUUAUGGGCCAGAGGAUGAAUGAAUAUCAGUUUCAGUCCAGCCCCUAGAGGGAGACAUAAACCUGGAGAUCUGAGGCUUUGGGUUGACGCGUCCAACAACUCUCUGGCUAAGCCCUGACUGCUGGGAUAGUGGACUCACAGCAACAGACCCCAUGUGAGAGAGGAUCUUUAGUGUCUGCUGCGCUACUGAACAACCACCACACAGCAGAUAAUCAUUACCCAGCCUUGGACUUGGCCUGGUUUGGUGUCAGAGACAUAGAAUUACAGCAGUGGAGCCUUAGAGAUAGAUUUAGGCUGAAAACACAGGAUAACUGAGGUUUUUGAAAAUAGUUUGAUGUUGAUUUUUCCUUGUGUCAUCAUGAAUAAGUACUAUUGUACACAAAGACAUAAUAUACGGUACAUAUCAUAAUUAUAUGUUUGGUAUUUGUAUAUUGAAUAGAAAUAUGAGGGAGGUUAAAAAAAGAGAUCAAAUAUUAAAAUAUUAGAAUUAUUACGGUAAAACUGGGUUAUUCCUUAUUCCUAUUUGUUUCUUAUCCAGUUUUCAGUUUUGAACGUUAAUGAAUUUUGUAGCACUUCCUGCUGUUCACCACGCCUGAUUUCACGUUGGAUCGUUAAACUCAGGGGUCGACCGUUCAGUCCUCCAGGAUCCGAGUUAGGGUUUUCACUGAUGGCCUUCAACAGUCGGCUGCUUUUUAAGUGCUGGUGUAUUAUACGAACGCAUGUGGAUUUGGGGUGAAUGAAAAACAGACUAAUCUGGGCUGGUGCAUCUGUUUAUAAAUGCCGUCAUUUAUCAUUAGCAGCUGUUCCUGUUCACGUGCUGGCACAACAGCCCAAAUCAAGACAAAGACCAGUUUGUUGUUAGUGAAAAGGAGCCUUAUAUAUUCAUUGUUCUGUUGCCAUUUUGUGCCACCUGGGCAGCACCUCACAGUAUAUCAAAUAAAGAUCAUGCACUUUGG